AGGGGGCAGGUGUCCUCUCUCCGGGCAGCAGCGCUCGGCUGCGUGGGCCGAAUCCGGCUGAGGGUGGCGAGCGGUGCCGGUGGCCCCGGGGAGGCCCGGUGGGCGGCUGCGUGUGCCGCUGCGUGUCGAGGCUGCAGGCCUGAGGGGGAGCAGCUGGGCCUGCCCUCCCUCCCUCCCCUGCCGGGGCCGAAGCAGAGGCUGAAGUAGCAACGCCCCGCAAAGCCCCACAGCUUCACCUCCAAACCGCAUCAGAGUGCAGCGUGUUCUGUGGGAGUGGGGUAUAGUAGUAGUGCUGGCUUUUGCUGUGAUGAAGUGCCUGCCUGACAUACCAGUUGGGGGAGAUACUGUGUAAUGAGACACCUAGGAGUGAGGCAUAAUGUUUUUAACAAUGGUAUUACUCCGAAAGAGAAUUCCUGGAAAACAAUGGAUUGGAAAAUACAGGCGACCAAGAGUGGUUACCAUUGGAAUGAAGCAAGCAAUGAUCCGAAGGUUGGAAAUUGAAGCAGAGAAUGAAUACUGGCUGAGUCGACCUUACCUGACACGGGAACAGGAGUACAAACAUAACACAGAAGAGAGAUGGGCAAGAUGGGAAGCUUUCAAGAAACUGAGGAGAGCAAAGUUCCCUGAGCACAGAUACAUCAGCGACGAGUUAAACCAUUUAAAUGUGACCAAAAAGUGGACAUCCUGAAUAAUACAGUGUACUUGUAUUUGGCAUGUAUUGUGCACUACCAUGGGAUCUGCUGUUGUACCUCUCAUGGUAGCUUUGUCAUUCAGUUUAGUAAAGGGUAGGUGACACACAAGACUUUGCUCGGUGUGCUAAGUCGUAUAUUAAACGUAUUCCUACAGAA
This is a messenger RNA of Apus apus (common swift), 848 nucleotides long. It is a transcript of the gene MRPL57, whose product is annotated as mitochondrial ribosomal protein L57. Lineage: Eukaryota; Metazoa; Chordata; Aves; Apodiformes; Apodidae. The coding region runs from base 377 to 688 and encodes 103 amino acids. The record is from RefSeq and is a predicted model, not a curated record. Gene Ontology annotation, cellular component: mitochondrial ribosome. Gene Ontology annotation, molecular function: structural constituent of ribosome. Gene Ontology annotation, biological process: mitochondrial translation. The transcript is spliced from 2 exons.